GAGCCGGGCAACGACAGGACGUGCGCCGCCUGCCUGCACUACGACCACGGGGGCCGCUGCGUGCCCGACUGCCCGCCCGACACCUACAAGUUCGAGGGCUGGCGCUGCAUCACCAAGAAGGAUUGCGCCCACAUGCACCAGGCCAGCGACCUCGAGUCCGAGCGCUUCGUCAUCCACGCUGGAGAGUGCAUGCCCGAGUGCCCGCCCGGCUUCACCCACAACGAGAGCCAGAGCAUGUUCUGCAAUGCGUGUGACGGCCUCUGUGAUAAGGUGUGUGAUUCAAAGGUCAUCGACUCGGUGGAUGCUGCCCAGGCACUUCAGGGCUGCACUGUCAUCAAAGGAAACCUGCAGAUCAACAUCCGGAGAGGGAAGAACAUUGUGUCUGAGCUGGAGAGCUUCAUGGGUCUGAUUCAGACGGUGACGGGUUACGUGAGGAUCCGACACUCUCACACACUGAGCUCCUUCUCCUUCCUCAAGAGCCUCCGCUACAUCAACGGCGAGGAACUGCUGGAUGGUAUGUAUGCUUUCUCGGCUGUGGACAACCAGAAUCUCCAGGCCUUGUGGGACUGGAACCAGCACAAUCUGACCAUCAAAGCCGGGAAGCUGUUCUUCCGCCACAACCCCAAGCUGUGCGAGCGUGACAUCGUCGCCAUGUGGGACAAGACUGGCGUCAAAGGCAAGAUCGAGGUGGCCGAUGUCCGGAACAACGGCGAACGGGCAAGCUGCCAUACGCACAUGCUGAAGUUUAAAUCCAACAGCACUGCGAGUAACAAAAUCAAGUUAACAUGGGAGCGGUACCGACCACAGGACUACAGAGACCUCAUCAGCUUCAUCGUCUAUUACAAAGAAGCACCCUUCCAAAACAUUACGGAGUUUGACGGACAGGACGGCUGUGGCUCCAACAGCUGGAACAUGGUGGACGUGGACCUCCCGCAGGACAAGGGGACUGACCCAGGCGUGCUGCUGGCGCCACUCAAGCCGUGGACGCAGUACGCCAUCUUCGUCAAGGCCGUCACUCUGAUGAUGGAGGACCACCAGUCAUUGGGGGCCAAGAGCGAGGUGGUCUACAUCAGGACCAGUCCCUCAGAGCCCUCAAUGCCGCGUGAUGCCCGGGCGUAUGCCAACUCGUCCACCUCCCUGGUGGUGAAGUGGUCUCCACCCAUGCGGCCCAACGGGAAUAUCACCUUCUACCUGGUGCGCUGGCAGCAGCAGCCCGAGGACCGGGAGCUCUACGAGCACAACUAUUGCUCCAAGCUGAAGUUGCCUAUCCGCAUCUCGGCCACUGUCCCCGACAUGGAAGACCCCACCAAUCCCACCAAGUCUGACGCCAAUGGUGCCGAUUGUUGCCCCUGCACUAAGAACGAUCUCGACCUUAAGGCCAAGAUCGAGGACAGCGACUACCGCAAGGUCUUUGAGAACUUCCUCCACAAUGCCAUCUUCGUGCCGAGGCCCCAGGAGCGUCGGAGGCGGGAUCUUUUUGGUGUGGCCAACGGGACACUGGCACGCGGUGCGGGCCGUAACAGCUCGGUCACUGAGGGUGACACCACGGACCGCAAGCCACAGGACAGGGAGUUUCCCUUCCAGGAGACCACGGUGGAUUCAGAAACGAUAGAGAUCUCCAGCCUGCGGCCCUUCACCGUCUACCGCAUCGACAUCCACGCCUGCAACCAGGAAGUCCGCCGCUGCAGUGCCGCCACCUUUGUCUUCUCGCGAACACGGCCCGCAGAGGGCGUGGACGACAUCCCUGGGCCGAUGCUGCAGGAGCGGGAGGAGGGGGCUGAGGGCACCAUAGUGCUCCGCUGGCCUCAGCCACAACACCCCAAUGGCCUCAUCCUCAUGUACGAGAUCAAGUACAACCUCGCAACAGAGUCUGAGAAGCAUGAGUGUGUGUCCCGGGAGCAGUAUCUGCUGCUUAAAGGAGCACGUCUGACUAACCUGAGCCCUGGGAACUACUCGGCCCGCGUCCAGCCCACCUCCCUGGCAGGCAAUGGCUCCUGGACCAAACCCAUCUUCUUCUACAUCCCCCAACCCAAUGUGGACUAUGACCAUGCUCUCUACCUGAUCAUCAUCGUCCCCAUCGUCAUCGUGGUCUUAAUCGUCAGCGGUGCCGUCGCCCUCGUCUUCCUCAACAGGAAGAGGAAUGCUGACAGACUGGGCAACGGAGUCCUGUACGCGUCUGUUAAUCCAGAGUAUUUCAGUGCAGCCGACAUGUAUGUUCCUGACGAGUGGGAGGUCCCUCGCGAGAAGAUGACCAUGUGUCGAGAGCUGGGCCAGGGGAGCUUCGGCAUGGUGUACGAGGGCAUCGCCAAGGGCGUGGUCAAGGAUGAGCCAGAGACACGUGUGGCCAUCAAGACGGUCAACGAGUCGGCCAGCAUGCGAGAGCGCAUCGAGUUCCUCAAUGAGGCAUCCGUAAUGAAGGAGUUCAACUGCCACCAUGUGGUGCGAUUGUUGGGCGUGGUUUCCCAAGGACAGCCAACCCUGGUGAUUAUGGAGCUGAUGACACGUGGAGACCUAAAGAGCCACCUGCGAUCACUCCGCCCAAAAGAUCAGCAGGGCUCGUGCAGUCAGGCGCUGCCGCCGCUGAAGAAGAUGAUCCAGAUGGCGGGUGAGAUAGCCGACGGCAUGGCCUACCUCAACGCCAACAAGUUUGUGCACAGAGACCUGGCAGCCAGGAACUGCAUGGUGGCUGAAGAUUUCACUGUCAAGAUCGGAGACUUUGGCAUGACCAGGGACAUCUAUGAGACGGAUUACUACAGGAAGGGAGGCAAGGGGCUGCUCCCUGUCCGCUGGAUGUCCCCUGAGUCGCUCAAGGACGGAGUCUUCACCACCAACUCAGAUGUCUGGUCGUUUGGGGUGGUGCUGUGGGAGAUUGCCACCCUGGCGGAGCAGCCCUACCAGGGCAUGACCAACGAGCAGGUGCUUCGCUUCGUCAUGGAGGGAGGCCUGCUGGACAAGCCUGACAACUGCCCUGACAUGCUCUUUGAGCUGAUGCGGAUGUGCUGGCAGUACAACCCUAAGAUGCGGCCUUCCUUCCUGGAGAUCAUCAACAGCAUCAAGGAGGAGCUGGAGCCGCCGUUCUGCGAGCUCAGUUUCUUCUACAGCGAGGAGAACAAGCCCCCGGACACAGAGGGGCUGGACUUCGAGGUGGAGAACAUGGAGAACGUCCCCCUGGACCCCGUCUCGAGCCGGCAGCCCCCGACGCCCGUGGCUGUCUCCGCCGGGACCCCUGCGAGGUCCUCCCCUCAGCCGCUCCCCUCGGCCCAGUGCACGGGGACACCCUUGGGGCCUUCCUCCCCGACAUCCCCGACGGCUGCGGUCGCAGUGCCCUCCUGCUCGUCCCCCACCUCCAUCACGUCCUCGCCGGCCCCUUCGUUGGCAGCAGCGGCAGCCCUGGGCUUGGACAAGCACUCGGGACAGGUGUCGGCCAACGGACCAGUACUGGUGCUGGGGCCAGCAUUUGAUGAGACCCAGCCGUACGCGCACAUGAACGGGGGGCGCAAAAACGAACGGACUCUACCCCUGCCCCAGUCCUCUGCCUGCUGAUCCCCCGACGGAAAAAAACCCACUCCUCUCACACAGGGUACCCCCAACAUAUCCCCUCAUCCCCACGCCAAUGUGGUUCUUCUUUAGACUUUGUUAAUGUAUUUUAUUCUAUUUUAUUCAUGGGACUAAAACUCUUGGCUCAUGGGAUGAUUCUAAAUCGAUAGACUCUUGUGUGCCGCUGUGUUGACAGUGAAUCUCUCUCCAUCUUUUGUCUCGUGUCUCUCAAUCACGUAAUCAUCGCAGAGGAAGUUGCGAUGUCAAAAGUUUUUUUCUGUUCAAGCAUAUCUGCCAGCAAGUCCAACCCCAACAGCACUUUUUUUAGAAGUGUGCGUUCUUCACACUUUUUCCUCUCUAUAGUAAAGAGUGUAUGGCCUCCCCAGAACACUUACUUCGGUUACUUAUCUCAUCAAAGGCCACUGACACAUCUUUUGCUCUGGUCCCAUUGAAAGGUUCCUCUGUCUCUCAUUGGGGGAGGCAAAGUGAUGUCCAUCUGAUGGACUCACCAAGGACACUACGACCCCCACAGUCAUGCUUCUUAGAUCUGUUUCACGGCGUGGGAUUGGUGAGGUGGACAGAGGGGCGGGGGGCUUCUGUUUUAAAACUGCCAAAAUCAAUUUUGCCAAAUCUCGAAAGGAACUUUCGUAUGCUGUUCAUCUUUUUUAUUAUUAUUUCAUCCUUUAUGUCGUCUCUUAAGUUGGAUAUCUUAGACAUGGGUAUGGAGGGAACUGCAACUGAACUUUUACACUGGCUUUUUAUUUUGAUGGGGGAUCUCACAAGUAGAUGUAUCUUGUGAAUAUUGUCUUUUCUUUCCUUUAGUUGUUUAUUUCUUUAUAAUGUCCCUCCCAGCCUGCCGUACAUCGGAUCGGAGCCACGGCAUUGCGAUCUCUACUGCACGACCCAUCUCUGAGAUGAGCUGCACUGAAAGCAGAAUGCACCCGUUCGUUUCAAGAUGACAAAAAAAAGAUAUGACCUGGCGCCAAAAACAAAAAUUCUGAAACAAAGCAAGUGAAAAAACACAGUACACACAAAUGUGAGCCAAAAAAGAUGAAUCAGAAGGGAUUGGCUCAGUCAGAAGAGUCCACUGAGGCAGUCGAGAGAGAUUGGCGAGUCGUGACUUCUCUGAUUAUGUGUGUGUGUGUAUAUAUAUAUAACUACACGCAUGUGAGGCUUUCUGUACAGAAGGUAUUUUAAACUAGGCAAUGAUCUCUCUAUACAAUUCAAAUGUUUAUAUUGUUAGGGUCUUACAGUUGUAUGUUUGACCUUAGAAAAAUCACACACAAACACUCAGAUACACACACAUGCACACAUAAUUCGUUUGUGUCACUUUUAUAACUUUUUUACAGUUCAGAUGUUCACCUCUAUGUCUGUACAGAAAGAAGCUGCUAUUUUAUUCUUUUUUUCUUUUGUGGAUGUUAUAUAUCGGUAUGUUUGUGUGUCUAUAUAUAUACGUAGACACACACACAUAUAAUGAAAUCCUUCAGGUUUAAUAUUCUAUGAUCUCCACUACAGUCCAUUUUUCUUGUGCUUUAUAUUGUUCUAGCAAAAAAAGAAAGAAAAAAAGAAAAAAAAAAGCAAAAUGAAACAAAGAAAAAAAGCUUUUGUUUCUUCUUCUCGGAUCCCUAGAGACGCUGUCUGUUUGCCACAUAUUGUCCAUUGCCUUUUUUAAUGAAAUGAACAGUUUUUCUCAUUCAAUUAUUAUUAUUAUUAUUAUUAUUAUUAUUAUUAUUAUUAUUAUUAUUUAGUUCUUACAGACACCUUAGCUCUGUGCGUGAGGGUAUACUCUCGGCACCAGCGUGCUAGUGGUCAGGCACUGGGUCUGUGACGGCCUCCACGCUGCUGUUUAAUCUCAGGUCCAAGUUAAGGUCUUGCUCUUUUCCCCCCUCAUUUCUCUGAUUGCCCGUAGACAGUUCUUCCCAUGUGGUUCCCUCUUUCUGUCUCUCUCUCUCCGUGUAGCUCUGUGACCCCCACCCCCCCUCUGCCUGUGGUCUGAGGUCAAGUGUAAAGUGUAGGCUACCUGCCGCUGUUCACAGUGCCUCGUUCCAAGAUGCGUUUUCAUGAAUGGAGUGGUUUCCUGUCAGUAACAUUUUCGACCCAUUCGUUUUCAUGUCCAACCAACCGAGAGGGCUAAGUUGCGAUUGUCUUUUUUUUUUUAAGUGUUAUUAUUAUUUUUAUUUUAUGUCAUUGCCUUACUUCUCCCAACCAAUUAUUAUACAACAUCUGUUUCAACAGAGCUGGUUUCUUCUUCUCGAUUGCUACUUGACGGUUUCCUCUCCGUUCAGUGACACUAUAUCUCCCCCUACCUUUUCUACCUUCUUCAUCCAACAGUAUACCGGCAGAGACCGCACCGUGUCGGCCGCUCAGUCUGUUAAGUGCAAACCAAAUUAAGAUGCGCUGGACCCCAGAGAGCUCCUUUGGGCCAGUCCAGUGUUGUAAGGAUGGAAACAGCCUCAGGGCUGGGGCUUUCAUUCAUUUCAUGUUUUGUGAAGGAUUUACUCCCUUUGAUGUCACCUGAUUAGUACAUUUCCCUCUCUCCACUAACUAGACGUUCAACUUUUUUUUCCUUUUUUUUUUUGCUUUAGGAUUAUUUAUUUAUUUUUGUGACAUUAAGUUUAAAUCACUGUAUAAAUGCCCCAUGAUUCAGUUAAAAGUUAGAUUUCUGUUUGUAUCUUUUUUUUGGAGUUAUGGCUGGGCAUCAUUUUUGUUUGUAUGUAUUUGUGUUCGGUGUUAUGACAGGGGGACUUUUUUCUUUUUUUUCCCUUAACACAUUUAUCUACCUCACUCUUUUUUCUUUAAAUGUAUGUGUAUGAAAAAAUGAUGACAUCUCACUUUUUUUCUCACUUAUCAACAGAGGAUUUACUGACUAGUUCUCUGAAUCCGGGUAAACCUCAAUGACGUCAUGAACCACACACACACUUUUUGGUGACCUGGAGUGGAGGAGGUAUCUUUAAAAAAGGUGGUUGAAAGAAUCCCAUUCUAAAUAUGCCAGUCACAAAUUCUCGUUCAGUCAGAUCUGUGGACCUAACAGUGGAUAUAAAAUAUGUAAUAGCUUAUAAGGCAUUGAAAAGACUCUGUAAUGUAAGGCAUGGAGAGAAAGAGAUCUCUCUGUUUCUCUUUAAGUAGAGAGGAACAUUAAUUCUUCCAAACUGGCGCUCUCUGUGUAAAGCCAGCCUACGUUUGGGAUUGCUGUUCGAUGGAAGAUGUAAUCAUCUGCCCCACAGGUCCCAUCCACCUCAGACACCCCUUCCUACCCCUUUGCACAUAAAUUAUUUGUAAACCCUUGAAACAUCUAGCUACAGCAAACAGCUACAUAGGCUUGUGCUGAUGAAUUGGUCUCUUCGGAUGAGAAAGUAGUUUUUGUUUAAUUAUAAAUGGGAUUGGUGUUUAGCCAGCUUAUAUAGAAACUGUAAUGAUCCCAGUCGUUUCAGAAGCAUUGCAUUGCAAUAGCAUUAUUGUAUGCUUGGACAGUAUGUCAAAGUGGAAAUUAGGUUUGCCGUUGUCAGAAGACUUCCAAACCAUAAACGGCGUUACCUUUGAAAAGUUUUGUCAUUAACGUAUAGUAGAUAAGCUCCAGAGCCAGACUAUCUCAGCAAAAUACAGAAUCGAACAUCUUAUCCUGUCCCAUACACAGGACAUGUCUUAUGUCACCCUUACUAAUCCGUGGACAAAUGACAUGUACAGUUAGAAAUAACUGCCCAUGAAAUACAUUAGCAAAGUGCCAGUUUUUUUUUUUUUUUUGUAAUGUAAUGCUUUCAGCCAUCAAUAAGCAGCAUGUCAUAUUCCUCCUGGUGUGUCCUCAUUAGCACAAACUUGUCACUGUAAACACUCCAGGGCCUCCACCAGCUAUCCCAGCAUCCUCCUCAGGCGGCGUACCGCGAGUCGCUCACCUCAUUUAGAAAGAAAAAAACACCAAACGUGCAGCCGCACCUUUCCAGAAUGUUGUCGUGCUGGAGGUGGUGCCGUCCUGGUGGUCACACAGGGCAUUGUCUGGACAAGCUUACUCUACAGGAACAGAGCUGGCAGGAAAUUUAACACAUUGUCAGACUGGAAGCAUCUUGGCACUGAAAUCAAUCAGAUGGUGUGCCUUGUUUUUUUUUUUUGUUGUUUUUUUUGCCAUGGGUCCGUUCACAUGGCUAAUCAUUUGAAUCUUUGACAAAGACCUCAGCUGGAGUUGGAGUUUGGCGUGUUGUUGUUUGCUCUGUUUUUCGCACAUCUGAAAUAUUUCUGUUACCAAAUAUGAGCCACAGCAAAACACAUGCUGCUUGCUCACACUCACUGGCUAAGGCGACAGUGCUGCCACCUCGUUACUUAUCACACAAGUUUAAUGGCCUCAACUAUUUAUGUUUUAAUGACUUCCUCUCAGAGGGAUAUCACAUUUAAGCACCUAGAUGGACUGACAGUUUCAUUCUCUAAAACUUCUCUAGAGACCUAAAGAUUUUUAUUCUUCAUAUUUAUUUAUGCAUUUGACCAUUCCAAUUUGGAUGACAUCCAUGACUAAUUUUUUGACCUUUCCAGAGGAGUACAGUACACAAAGGGCCUACCAUCCCGACCACGUCGUCUUCAUCAUUCACAAAAAAAAAGAUGGAGAGCUUUGUUACGACGGAGCUUUUCCAUUCUUCUCUUUUUGCUGCUGACUAAAAUGCUGCUCCAGGGAGUCUCGGUCUGCUGACCAGAGUCGUUGGUGAAGUGAAGUUGGUGAAGUGUCCAAGUCCUCCAUGCAAUACUGUGGCCUCACUGGCCCAGGUCCUUCACUAGCUAGCCAAGCGCAAGAGUAAGGGGGGCGGGGGAGGAUUGACAUCAGCGGGCUUCCCCUCAUCAUGGAUUUCAAUGUCUGCUGAUGGGAUGGAAGAGGCAGCCUGACUGGGUCAGUAAGCAGUCAAAAUGACAAAAGAAGAGAGAAUGUCAGCUGUUACUUUCUCUCUUUGGGACUUAGUUGGUUGUGGAGGGUGAUUGGCAAUACAACAUGAGUAACCCUGGUACAUCUUAAUCAAGGCACUUAACAUUUUUCUUAACCUUUAUUUUUUUUCCAAAUAAGGAAUUUCAGAGGGGGUUUAGAGAUCGUUUUCAGAGUCUAGGAUUGAAGGGGAUAAGAGAGAAACAUGGUUGAAUCGAAAUGCAUUAUGUGUGGAAUGGUACCAAGCUCUAAUGAAAAAGACCCAGUUCAAUGUUCUCAUUAAAGGCCUUGCGCUUGUAUUUUUUGCGUAUGUAUAUGGGUGUAUCACAAUUAGAUGUAGUGAAUAAGGAUUUGUCUGAUAAUGAAAAUUAGCUAUCAGUGAUAUUUAUUACUUUUUUCUUUGUUCACUUAUAAAAUGGACAAAAGGGGUUGACCUGUUGAGAAGUGAAUGUCAGUUUUCAUUGAAUGCUGCCUGCCAAGGUUUCGUAGUUUCCAGUGGGUUAUGAACUCACUUACAGUAUAUUCACAGCAGACACAAAUAGGACAGAUGUGUCCAGUAGAUUACGGGUAGUCAUGAUGGAGAGUUAACAUGACUAGAAUUUAAAAUUAAAAACACGUUUACAGUAGACCGUAGUGCUUGUUGCAUUUCCAGAAGGUAGACUGACUGAAACGGUUUCAUUUUCACAAGUUAUCAUAAUUUUAUUUGUUAUUGUAUUUCUACAGAAUGCAAACCUCAGGUCUAGAGAAGAUGCAUCAAUGCAUUAUAAAUUGCAAUAAUGAGCAUGAGGUUUUUAUUAGAGAUAUUUUUUUCCAGGCACUGUUGUUCUUUGCUUGGCAUUCCAACAUUUCAAAUGGGGCCUUGUUCUACUGUACUUAGAUUUUUAAUUGAUAAUGCUUUUAUUUUACUUUCGCAAAAUAAUCUCUAUGUCAGUGAUUUGAUUGAUGAUGAACUGAUUUGAUGAAAUGGCUUGGCUGGUACACUUGUCUUCUUGUAAAUUCUGUAUUUGAGGCCGCCUGGGUGCCCCCCCCUCCCCCACCUCUAGUUGAGAUGGUAUACUUUUUACAUGCCAUUGGCUUAAUGUCUAUCUGAAGAAUUUCAUGUAUUUUUCUUUUUUUCUUAAAUUUUGAAUUAAAAGUGAAUGAGAAACAA
Messenger RNA from Alosa sapidissima (American shad), 9584 nucleotides. Its product is annotated as insulin-like growth factor 1 receptor. Gene Ontology annotation, biological process: insulin-like growth factor receptor signaling pathway; positive regulation of kinase activity; glucose homeostasis. The record is from RefSeq and is a predicted model, not a curated record. The coding region runs from base 133 to 3543 and encodes 1136 amino acids. The transcript is spliced from 19 exons. NCBI's taxonomy places the organism in Eukaryota, Metazoa, Chordata, Actinopteri, Clupeiformes, Clupeidae. Gene Ontology annotation, cellular component: insulin receptor complex; membrane; axon. Gene Ontology annotation, molecular function: insulin receptor substrate binding; ATP binding; insulin receptor activity.